UUACUUCAGUGUUGUGUUUAUAUUACACCCGCGUAGUCGCUAUCGUUUAUUUCCCGCACAGCAAAAUUAGUAAUUCUUCAUAAUAUUACGAUACUCUUUCAUACUAGCUAUUUAUAACCUUUGCUGAGUCAGUAGUGGAUUUAUUUUUAUCUAGGUUUUCUCAACUGGCUCAUUUAGCCUUGUGAAUUGUGCCUUUGGUUUGAGUAGAAACAUGACGAACAGUGAGAGUAGCCGGCGCGGUCAGCGUCACAAUCACCGAGUAAAGAUGGAGAAAAUCUUCCAGCAGGUGACCAGAAGACAUGUGCGAAUAAAACGGAGAGAAAGAAGGGACAAUAACUCUGUUCUUAAUAAAGUGCUGCAGGAAUUCUUGAAUAUAAUGCGUAAAUGUGAUAGCUUAUUCAGUAGUAUGAACCCAAAGUUAGAAUAUUUAGGAAGCUUCUUUGAUGGAAUGCGCGUCGGCCAACCAACAGAAUACGAUAUAAAUGUUAUUCUAACUUUUCACGUUAACUAUAGUAAAAUUGAAUUAGAUGCCCGUGACACCCAAAAUGGUUACACGAGUAUAAUAAUGCCUGAAGAGUUUCGCAGACUAUCAAAAACCCCAGCUACCGCCAUUAAAGGCUUCAAAAAGACUGAAAUCUGGUGCGACCGAUCACAUCGUCUUUUGGUAACUGGUUUCAGAUCCUGGAUGCAAAGCGUAGUAGACGCCGCGCUCGAUACAUUACCACAAGAAGAUGGCAAAAGAAUUUUAAAAGUACAAGAUAAAUACUUCAAGAUUCUAUACAAGAUGUCUGGCCCUGCUAAUACUAUCAAGAUAUAUGUGGAGGACGAUUAUGUUAUAGAUGUCGAUUUAGUACCAACCUUAGCCUUUGAACUUCCUAAAAAACCUUUUAAUUCCAAAAUCGAUUUCAACAAAGUCAAGCAGACGAAAAAAGCUCAUUAUUUUGCAGUACCAAAGCCGAGUGAUACUAAUUUUAGCUGGAGGUUGGCUUUUCCCUAUCAGGAAAGAUAUUAUACUGACAAAACUAACAACCUUAAAGGUACAUUGAAACUUUUGAAACUAUUUAGAGAUGUCCAAGGAUUUAAUAAGUUAGCUAGUUAUUUCAUAAAGACAUUAUUUUUAUGGGAAGUUGUAGAAAACGAUGAUAAAUUUUGGUCAAAGAAUUCUUUAACAUUUUUGGUAAUUCACAUGUUAAAAAAAUUAAGGGACGCCUUGGCAUUGGGAAUUAUUAAGAACUUUUGGUGCUCUGAUCACAAUCUCCUAGAGAAAAUAAAAAAAGAAACAUGUCAAAAUUGGAGUAAUCGAAUUUCUAAUAUAGUUGAUGAUAUAGAAAGAAAUGUCGCUGAUCCAUACAUUGUAUUGAAGUACUUUGUCGCUUAAUAUGAACUUACAGAUACCGGCACGGAUAUUGGGCUCUCGGCGGAAGAGUGGGGAUCGCUUUGCGCACCCGUACGCAUAAGGCAAUAAGGCAGUAAAUCGCUUCUGCGCAGGUGAAGGUCAUGGCUCGAUAUCCGUGC
This is a messenger RNA of Helicoverpa zea (corn earworm), 1515 nucleotides long. RefSeq names its product cyclic GMP-AMP synthase-like receptor. Gene Ontology annotation, cellular component: transcription factor TFIIIC complex. The transcript has 2 exons. Gene Ontology annotation, biological process: transcription by RNA polymerase III. The coding region runs from base 212 to 1378 and encodes 388 amino acids. The record is from RefSeq and is a predicted model, not a curated record. NCBI's taxonomy places the organism in Eukaryota, Metazoa, Arthropoda, Insecta, Lepidoptera, Noctuidae.